UUGAAUAACAACGUAAACAUUCCUUGAACUAGGUCAGCGUGUUGCAAGCAGUGCAAGAUUAUCUAAUCUGUAACCUGUUCUGUGGCUGAUGGCAUGAACAAAUCUGUGUGUAGGCUAAAUGUUCUGAUUGUCUUUCAGUGUCCGGCGUUCGAGUGACCAAUGGUUCUAAUUAUAUAAUGUAGACAGGUGUAUAGAUAACCAACAUCUAAAAUGGAGGGCAAGGAUAUACACUACAAGGCCCACUGCUUGCGAGAGUUAUUCUGUGGUCGAUUUACUCAGCAAGAAAUCGUACGUGUGUUAGAUGAGUUCGAUGAAGAUGAGUAUCAGGCACUGGAUUUUUUGUUAACAGAAGACCCUGCGGAAGUCAGUCGAUUUUUGAAAAGAACUACAAACUACAUAGAAACUCUGCAGGAAGACUCCAAGGAAUUGCGAGAGUUUCUGGAGACGAGUGAGAUAGUGGUAAAACCUUCAGAACGUCUCUUUGCUUGUAUGACGUGCAACAGGAGCUGGUGGAAGAAAGUGCCCUACAGAAAAGAAGUCUCAAAGUGUAAGGUGUGUCUGAUCAGGUACGAAGCUAUUCCAAAAGAUAAAGAGUGGGGUGUUGGAAUAUUUCACUGCCAGACAGCGGGAUGUGGGAAACAGUUCAGGGGCUGGGCCAUCAUGGGGAUGACUCAGAGCAGAUGUCACCAAUGUCAUGUACCUGUCACUGUCUCGACAAUACUCUCACACAAGAAGUCAGAACGCACAUGGAAAGCUCGUGAUACUCACGAGUGCAAUGGAAUCAACUGUUAUAACAGAAACAUUUACGUGACUGGGGGGCCACAGACAUAUAGUCCAACUGACAGGGUACCAAUAUGUGCUCAUCCCAAGUCUCGACACCUCAUACCUCCUGGGUCAACCUUUCUGAUCUGGAGUGUCCGUCACUCAAGCUCUGGGUCAACCGUGUCUACAUUCAUGGAUCAAGGCAGCAUAAGUUCAAGGUCUGGCAUCGUCGCUGCCACCCCUCAUAGGCAAGGCCCAGAGGCAAGCUCUGCAAAUGCCCAGUUCACGUCUGGACCAGCGGUUCUAGUCUCUUACAGGCCUCCUCAGCAGCAACAUUCCAUGUCUGGUUGGGUUGUAUAAAUGUAAAAUCAGUUCGAACAUCGGGAGAUAUAAAUAGCCAUAUUAGAAAAGCUAAUGGGCUAUUGGAGUGAAUCUAUUUUGAUAGAUAUAAAUAGCUAUGCCAGAAGACGUUUAUGGGUAUUAGAAGCCAAAAAACUUGUGUAUAUGAAAUAAACUUACAUUGACCAAGUCAUACAUAUUGUCUCUGAAUUGAAUCUCUGUGGAAGCUGAGGGUUCCACACAGAAGUUUGGCUCAUGUCUCUCUGUUAUACCUGAUGCUGGUAAUAUCGGUGGAAAUAAAUAUUAACAAAGACUUAUAUAA
Biomphalaria glabrata is the source of this 1423-nucleotide messenger RNA. Its product is annotated as shiftless antiviral inhibitor of ribosomal frameshifting protein homolog. The transcript has 9 exons. The record is from RefSeq and is a predicted model, not a curated record. Gene Ontology annotation, molecular function: ribosome binding; sequence-specific mRNA binding. Bases 211 to 1122 code for a protein of 303 amino acids. Gene Ontology annotation, biological process: innate immune response; viral translational frameshifting. Lineage: Eukaryota; Metazoa; Mollusca; Gastropoda; Planorbidae.